Messenger RNA from Symbiodinium necroappetens, 1035 nucleotides. NCBI's taxonomy places the organism in Eukaryota, Dinophyceae, Suessiales, Symbiodiniaceae. The record is from the annotation of a GenBank genome assembly.
AUGGGAUCAAGCCUUUCAGAAGCUCGGAUGGUGGCAUCCGGCCGGCAAUGGCGACAUCCUUUGGUGUCAUCACGGGUGCUGCUUUGUGGCCAGAUCUUGUCGCGGCAGGCCUGCCUGCACAGUGUGCCCUGGCGCGCCAAAGACUUCUGCAGCAUGACGGCAACAGCAAGGCAAAGGCUACUGCCUGAAGAGGCUUCCCUGCCAGUGAGAUCUGAAGGUUCCGGGCCAGAGACACUCUUCUUCGUGCAUGGCUGGCCUGACGAUGCAGCUGUCUGGCAGGCGCAGGUGGAGCACUUCAAGAGUCGAUAUUCGUGCAAGUGCGUGACCUUGCCAUUCUUUGGACAGCCUUCUGACGCGCAGCAGAGCUAUUCCUCGAAGGGCUACGAUUUCGAGGAGGUGGCGGACAUGCUAGCUCAGACCAUCCGCCACGAGUGCAAGCACAGAGUCAUUCUUGUGCUGCACGAUUGGGGCUGUCCUUGGGGAUUUAUGCUGCAACAGCGGCAUCCCGGUCUGGUGACAUCCAUCAUUGCUUUGGAUGUUGGGCAUCCUUCGUUCUUUGGCUGGAAGGACGCUGUGUAUUACUUCGUGAAGUACCAGGCCUGGUUGGUGGCCGCCUAUCUCGUGUGUCGGAUGACGGCAAGAACACCCUUUGCUGAUGCGGGGCAAAAUCUUGGGGACCGCAUGGCACGUGUGCUGGCACGGUACAUUGGCCGGGACCAUAUGCACGUCACCGGGAAAGCAUGUUAUCCAUAUUUCUACUUCUUCACCAGCUUUGCCUCUUGGGCUCCUUCGAAGCCCUCAGUCCUCGAAGGCAAAGCUCUUCCGAGCUGCCCGUGUUUGUUUAUGUAUGGCCAGAAGUUCGGAAGGAACAAGCCCUUCCUGUUUCACACAGCCGAAUGGGAAGAAUACAUGAGAUCUCGCACAGAUUGUCUCGUAGUGCCUGUGGAUGCGGGGCAUUAUUUGCAGGAAGAGGCAGCUGUGCAAGUGAAUCAAGCAAUUGAGGGAUGGCUUCGGACAGCGGUCUCAGCGAAAUGA